AUGAGGCUCCGAGUCACCAUGCCCGCCGCCGGCCACCGCUCCGCCCAUGGCAUCGACACGACCCUCCUCAACGCCCUCUACUGGGAGUCGGACAAGUGCGCCACCGUCACCCAGCUUCUGUCGAGCCUCGGCCGCACCCUCCAUCGCGCCGCCGCCCUCGAGCUCAAGCGCGUCUGCCAGCAGGUGCACGACCUGCGCGGCGCCAUGCUCGCCUUUGCCGACCUCUUCCCCCUGCACCCCGAGUCCGUCUACUACUUCCUCAACCACCUCGACAUGGUCCUGCCGUCCAUUUCCAAGACGCUCGACGACAUCCAGAUCCUGUGCCCCGGCCACAGGCGGCUGGACGACGCGGGCUGGGAUCACCUCCUGGACACCAUGUUUGACGAGAGCAAUCAGAAGCUGGAGCUGGAGGCGCGCUUCAAGCUGUACACGAAAUUCUUUGACAACUUGUUCUUGGGCCUUAUACAGUCUCCCAAGUUCGAUUGGAGAAAGGCAGAGGGACUUCGCGUUCAGAUGAUGGAUCUGAGAGAAGAUAGUGGAAUGCCGCUCCCACAGGAGCUCAGCACCGUCUUUUAUCCCUUGAACGAGUUACCAGCCGCCCGAGUUCGACGACAAUCUUUUAUCGAGCACUGGGUUAUUGAGACCGUCGAUCGCAGACCCGAAGUCGCCAGCGCUUUUGAAGAAGGAUGCCUCUCGAAUUCCUUCGGGCCAUAUACUCAUUGGAACAGGACAGGAAUUCCAGACAAGUCGAAGUUCUUAUUCCGAAGGGGUUUUGAUAACGAUGCGCUCUCCGUUACGGUCCUCAUCGACCGCACCAACAGACUACCAUACGUUAUGCUGCGCACCCUGCUUGAGAAUGUACCGUUGUACGAAUGCCGGCCUCUGGCCGACCUUCGUAUCAGGCGCAGCGAGACCAAGCUGCAUCUCAGCAGAUGGAGCCCCAGCCAGGAGGGCUUCAUCCACUGGGCUGUCCUUCAUUUUCAGUUCUUCGAAGAGCUGGUCGUUAUUCAGUGCACGCUUCUCUCCCUCAAGGCCCAGACUAGUAUGGCAGCAAAAGCUAUAAGCCACGACGAAGCCGUCUUCCGAGACGACACGCGAAUAUGGGAAACAGACAUCAAAGACAAUGGCGUGCGGCACAAGCUGGCCAUCUACCGGGACGACCUCACAGGCACCAAGCGUCUCUACGCGUGCGUUGCCAACGGCGAGCGGUACCAGGCAUAUACCCCCGCAUGGACAAUAUUUUUCAGCAAUCGCAAAGCAAAGCCGCAGAUGGAGUGCCUAGGCGACUACAAGCUCAUCAUCUACGACACAUCGCUGUACACCUUUGGCGACCGCUACCUUACCAGCAAACACAACCCUCGGUGUUUUGAGAUUACGUUUAGGCAUAGGCAGGACAAUCGCCAGUUGAAACACAUCUUCGAUGGGUCAUGCAGAAUACUCUAG
Molecule: messenger RNA, 1443 nt
Organism: Akanthomyces muscarius
Lineage: Eukaryota; Fungi; Ascomycota; Sordariomycetes; Hypocreales; Cordycipitaceae
Exons: 10
Coding region: 1-1443 (480 amino acids)
Biological process (GO): proteolysis
Molecular function (GO): cysteine-type peptidase activity
Source: RefSeq, a predicted model, not a curated record